AGUGAGGAGCUCCAGCUGUCCGUCGAUCACAUCAAACAGAUCAUCUGCAUCCUGCGAGACUUCAUCCAUUCCCCCGAGCGGCGCGUCAUGGCCGCCACCAUCUCCAAGCUCAAGCUGGACCUGGACUUCGACUCCACCUCCAUCAACCAGAUCCAGCUGGUGCUGUUUGGCUUCCAGGACUCGGUGAACAAGGUCCUGAGGAACCAUCACAUUAAGCCCCACUGGAUGUUCGCCAUGGACAACAUCAUCCGCCGAGCCGUGCAGGCCGCCAUCACCAUCCUGAUACCAGAGCUACAGACCCACUUCGGCCCGGCGUCCGAGUGCGAGGGAGCGGAGAAGGAAGACGAGGUGGAUGAGGAGGAAGCGGAAUUCGGUCCCGUUUUAGCUCCGCACGCCGACGACCCUGGCACUACAACCGACCCCGUCCACUCUGCUGUCAGCACGCUAAACUCUGCCCACUCCCACGAGCACCAGCGCUCACCUCAGCAGCUGGGAGCUCAGCUGGGACGUCUCAAACAGGAAACGAACAGGCUGCUGGAGGAGCUGCUGCAAAAGGAGAAGGAGUAUCAGCAGGUCCUGAAGGUGACGCUGCAGCAGAGAACACACGACCUGGAGCUGGUCAGAGUCCGACACAGACCACCAGACAUUUCACCUCCGUCCAUCUUCCAAAUCCCAGCGGACCACGAGCCGGACAAGCAGCUCGUGGACUGGCUGAAGGAGCAGGGGGCGGACGCUGACACCAUAGAUAAGUUUGUUCUGGAGGAAUACACGCUGACGGACAUUCUGACUGACGUUACCAAAGAUGACCUCCGCUCUCUACGUCUACGGGGCGGAGUCCUCUGCCGCAUCUGGCGAGCCAUCCAGCGGCACCGAGAGCGAGAGAGGCUGACGAGCGACAGACGCUCGGAAGACGAUGCAUGACGGCACACAUGGACUCUGAUUUGCAGAAACAUGCACAUCCGCUCUCUGCUGGCACGGCCACGUCUCGUUCUCUCUCCUCUCUCUGCCUUUAGUUGUUGUUUCUCACACGACAAACUGAGUCUCUGCUCGUCCGUGCUUCAGACCUGAUCAGACCAAAGCGCUUUGUCUUUAUGUGCACUUAAAUAUGUAUUUAACAAGUGUAUUUAUUUGUGCUUAAGGAUUUUCUGUGAUUUUGCAUCUUAGCAAACGAGGAACCUGCCAAUUCUCUCCUCUGUGUAUGAAACAUCAGCUGUAGACUUGAAACGUUGGAGGAGACACAUGAUGCUUUUCAGUUUUACUUUUUACUUCAAAAGGUUUUGUGAAUAUACAAGUUGUGCAUAGUUAAAAAGAGUCUGUGGUAACGGGAGCUCCUCUUCCCCUCAGAAAACACUGAAGCUGCUGAAACACAUCGUCAGUCCUCUUCUGCAUCAUCGUUAUCUUAUGACAUCACAAUGCCCCACAUCUGCAUAAUACACGUCCAGCUGCGUAACUGCCACGCCCCCUUUAAAAGCCAAGUUAAGAGAGAGCGGCGGCCAUGUGUAAAAAGUAUUUCCAUUGCGCACAAACGAAUGCAUAUUUUAUCUCCUGCCGUCCUCGGUCACCUAAAGCCUUAAUCCACACUGAGAGGAUUGAUUGAACCAUGCACACAUCAUGGCUGCCAGUCUGCCUUGACAUUUGUAUGCAAUGUAUUUAUUAUGUAUGUGUACGAAUUCCUUGAUAUUCUCAAUGAAUUCUCUGUUACUGUCUCCUCUGUGUGAACCUGUAUUAAAUUAAAAUUUUGUAUUCCAACUGUUAAAUGUAAUUAUGUAUGUGCUUGUGUGUUUCCUGGUUGCUUUAG
Molecule: messenger RNA, 1798 nt
Organism: Paralichthys olivaceus (Japanese flounder)
Lineage: Eukaryota; Metazoa; Chordata; Actinopteri; Pleuronectiformes; Paralichthyidae
Source: RefSeq, a predicted model, not a curated record